AACCAUGAGUCUUGAACCACUACAAUGCCUACCUGGCAGGAGUGGAAGCCAAACAAGAGCAUAUUCUGCUCACAAUUGCGGACAAUACUGAUCAGAAUGCAUCCAUGUUAGCCCGCAGAAUUCUUGAUAAACAUUUGGCUGAACAAAAUGGAGGAAAGAGUGUUCACAAGAGCACUGUGAGUAGCAUGAUGAAGGAUCCCAACCUGAUCGAUGACCCAGUCCUGGCCAGGGAAGUGUUUGAAUCUAUUGUGUGUGAUGACUACUAUGGACCCUAUGUGGAAAGUAUUAAGCGCUCUGUUGGCCAUGAAUAUGAAUUCAAGCUAACAAAGACUUUGGAUGAGCUCGGCCUGUCCUACAUUGAGGAAGACCAGAUGAGGGAGCGAGGCUAUGACAAAACUCCUGAUGUCAAACUGGAGAUUCCAAUUGCUGUCGAUGGACAUAUUGUGAACUGGGUAGAGAGCAAGGCAUCGUUUGGAGAUGAGAUGAGUCAUCGAGGUUACCUGAAGGACCAGUUCUGGGCCUACUGGAAUAGAUUUGGCCCUGGCAUGGUGAUCUACUGGUUUGGAUUUAUUGAGGAACUGGAUGUGAACCAGGACAAAGGAAUCAUUCUGAGAGACAGUUUCCCAGAAAACAUUGUUAAAAUGAAUCCUCUGCUCAAACAGGAAGUCACAGGGCAGGGAAAGUGAUGAGAGUUAUCUCCCUUACAAAAAUGUAACUGUGAUGAAUUGGUGUGACAAUUUAUUCUUAUACACUGAAUUGUUAAAUUUGAUGAAGUACAGAAAUAUAAUGAAAAUUUAUUUGUCCAGAUGUUCUGUAAAUAAGCCCAAACAAGUUGACUUCACAACAAGGGGAGAAGGAAAGUUGUUUUGUAACAUAACUGAAAACAUACUUUGUAAAUGAAGUGAAAAUAGUAUUUGCAAAACA
Molecule: messenger RNA, 924 nt
Organism: Haliotis rubra (blacklip abalone)
Lineage: Eukaryota; Metazoa; Mollusca; Gastropoda; Lepetellida; Haliotidae
Product: CDAN1-interacting nuclease 1-like
Exons: 9
Coding region: 105-686 (193 amino acids)
Source: RefSeq, a predicted model, not a curated record